CUCUUAAACAUUGAAGUAAACUUUGAGCAUCCGUGGUGUUUUUGUCAAUGUGCUACAUUUACUAAAACUAGAGAGUCAAUAACAAACAAAGUUCCAACUACAGUUACUGAAAUGACAACAAUUGAACUAAACAUUAGGAAACAUAACUUCGGGAGCUGCAAAGAUAAAUUUGUUGCGAUUCUUCAUGGGAAUCCCAUCAGAAUCAUCGUUUUUAAGCAGGGAUCCUCCAGUAUAGCGACUAGUGUAUCAAGUGAACACAUUCAAAAUGUUUAAAAUCGCUCUGUUGUUGGCUGCAGCCUUAGCUGUCUUAUCGGUAGUGUCCGCCCAGUUCGGGGGUGGUUACGGAGGCCCAGGCGGUUACGGCGGUUACGGUGACUACGGUCGAGGCGGUUACGGGGGCUGGGGAGGACGCGGCUACGGUCAACGAGGGUUCGGUAACCAAGGAUAUGGCUGGAACCGCUACGGAGGCGGUUAUGGCGGUGGAUACGGGGGAUUCGGUGGACUCGGUGGAUACGGACGCUAGUAGUACUACGAUAUUAGUG
Messenger RNA from Cydia fagiglandana, 542 nucleotides. RefSeq names its product keratin-associated protein 19-2-like. NCBI's taxonomy places the organism in Eukaryota, Metazoa, Arthropoda, Insecta, Lepidoptera, Tortricidae. The coding region runs from base 266 to 523 and encodes 85 amino acids. The record is from RefSeq and is a predicted model, not a curated record. The transcript has 2 exons.